AAUUGAAUGCUGAAUGGCUUCAAAAGUGUAUUGUGAAGACUCAGCAACCAUUGCUUGCCCAAACCAACUUGACUUGUUCUUAACGGAGCUCGCUGACACAAAAGCAAAUUUUCCAGACGGUGAAAACGCUCAAAUUAUCCAAGAAGAGCUGAACCAGAUCAUACAAGGUACGUUACUGGACCUUUCUGGUAAGUACUGUUUGUUUCACAACGCAGUUGUCCAACAGGGAGGCAGUAUGGUUGAGGGUACUAAGAUUGGACAAGCAGAUGAAUUUGACUACGUUUUUAUUUUACCUGCGUUACAAGAACAAUUGUUAUGGAAAAAUGGUAAAGCCUUUUGUGCGGAUGAUUAUGACAUUAACAUUCAAUCGACGAAGCUUAUUUUGAGCAUGAAAGAGCUCUGUUUUAUGGAAGACAUUCUUUGCCCUGAUUGGUGCGAUCAAGAGGAAAACGAACAAAGGAGGAGAGAUCAACUUAUUUUUAAAGAUGGCAAAAGUCCUUGGAGAGAUGAAAUCUCCGCCAUGGUGUCUGCGGCGAUUCAUCGAUCAUUGCUGUCACAGGUUAAGAAAUUCCCCCAGUGGCAACAUGUCGCCCGAUUGAAAUACCCAUCUGGCAGAACAUACCUCCAAAUCCUCAAGUUUACUGAUGCUGAUGGUUCAGAAAGGUUUGUGUCAGUUGACAUUUGUUUGGCCAUCCAGAUUUCCCAUAGUACGCCCAACUCUGAACCUCUGCAACUACUAUUUGAUUUCUGGUCGAUUAAUACGAUUUCGUGCUCACGAAGAUCAGAGUCCCCAUGGGAAUUAUCAAAGCUAAGCUCUCUUCCGCUUGACUCGGUCGAAAAACGCUGCUAUCGUGUUUUGAAGUAUCUCAUUCAAACUUUCCUUGAAUCUCAACUGGACAUGUACACGAUGGAAUAUAAAGCAGUCAUCACAACCUACACGCUGAAGACGUUGUUCUUGAAAGUUUUGAUAGAAAGUGAGGAGAAAUGGGAGCUGCACCAACUUGGCCAAAAGACCCUAAAGAUCCUUCAUUUAAUCAGGCAAGAUUUGGAAACUUUGAAAAAUAAAAAAAAUAGUUCUGACCCACCGAUGGAGCACCCUCUACAAGUUUCUAUGAACUACUCUGUGCACCCGCGAUCUGCCGAACCAGCCCUGUUCCCUCGGUCGAAAUUGUUUAACUCUCGUAAAUCUUCGAGUGAACCGAUUUUCAAGCAACCGGAGGCUAUUGAAGAUCAGGUUUUUACCCUUAUUGAACUUCUUCUCAUGGUAAGAGAUACUGAUGAGGGAAGUCAGCACAUCUUGUCUCAAAUCAAAGCAAUUGAGAGUCUUAAAAUACUCCUAAAGGAUGGUGCACACCAAGUCUCCGUGAUGGAGUUACUGGCAGACCGAGAGAAAGGUUCUAAAAGUGGCGUUUAUAACAAUUUUUUGUUGAUUUGGCAUAUUAUGGAAAGAGAGGAUUUCAAGACUUUCAUGCGAAUGAGUAAGUUUGGCAUUUCAGUUCAGCCUGAAGGAAAGCAAGAUGACUGUGUAGUGUUUCCGAAAACGUUCUCUAUCCUGAAGUAUCUAAACUGCUCCCUUUUCAAGAAAGACUCGGAAUCUGCUGGAAGCAACAGUGUUGAACUAAUGGAGAUGGAUGUGUUUGAUCAUGGCGAUUGGAAUCAAGUGGUUUGCUGGAAUGUCAAUGAGUCUGUAGACUUACGUUCAAUUCUAUCAGGAGAGUUCUGCUCCUUUUGUGCUGCACAUAAAAAGUAAAAGUUUUCGUUCGAACUAGUUUUUCGUUCGAACUAGUUUUUUUCGGCUUCGUGUGUGAUUGCCCUCCAUUUCAUCUUAAGCUGUUGUUUGACAUGCCAGUUAGUGUUAACAACUUAGUUGAAAACGUAAAUUGACCACCGUAAAGAGUUUAAAGGCUGACGUUUCGAGCAUUAGUCUUUCGUUAGAGUGAUUGGAGGAAUUGUUGGUUGUGUGUGGGUUUAUAUGCAAGAAAUGAAGCUACGCUAUUGCUCAAUUGCAUAGCUCCAUUUUCAUUAAAACCGUUUAAUUCUUUUCUUGCAGAUUCGUUGCGAAGGAUUACUGUAAUUUGCAAAACGAUCACUUAACUGAAUGCUUCUCUCCCUCGAAUAAUUUUUCAAUCUCCUACAUUUAAUUUCGAGAAAUUUUUGCUCAUUUUCACGCACCAUGAUACUUAUUAUUUAAACCGAUGAUAGCGACUUCGCACUUAGCCUCACUUAGUUCUCACGCCGUAAUUUCGGCACCAGAACCGCAAGAACUCGGAAGUGGCCUAAUGAUUUUAACAUUAAU
Messenger RNA from Pocillopora verrucosa, 2296 nucleotides. RefSeq lists its product as uncharacterized. The record is from RefSeq and is a predicted model, not a curated record. NCBI's taxonomy places the organism in Eukaryota, Metazoa, Cnidaria, Anthozoa, Scleractinia, Pocilloporidae.